Messenger RNA from Callorhinus ursinus (northern fur seal), 3393 nucleotides. The record is from RefSeq and is a predicted model, not a curated record. Lineage: Eukaryota; Metazoa; Chordata; Mammalia; Carnivora; Otariidae.
AUGAAGGGGACCUGCGUCAUUGCAUGGCUGUUCUCCAGCCUGGGGUGGUGGAGACUCGCCCAGCCGGAAACGGACGCAUCUCAGUGCCAGAGAGCGGAGCACCCGGUCAUUUCCUAUAAAGAAAUUGGCCCCUGGUUACGGGAGUUCAGAGCGAAGAAUGCUGUGGAUUUCUCGCAGUUAACAUUUGACCCAGGACAGAAAGAACUUGUUGUAGGAGCAAGAAACUACCUCUUCAGGUUACAGCUUGAGGAUUUGUCUCUGAUCCAGGCUGUGGAGUGGGAGUGUGAUGAAGCCACCAAGAAGGCCUGUUACAGUAAGGGCAAGUCCGAGGAGGAAUGUCAGAACUACAUCCGGGUGCUUUUGGUGGGUGGUGACCGGUUAUUUACCUGUGGGACCAACGCUUUCACGCCUGUCUGCACCAAUCGCACGUUGAAUAACCUGACCGAGAUCCAUGAUCAGAUCAGCGGUAUGGCCCGCUGCCCCUACAGUCCCCAGCACAACUCCACGGCUCUUCUCACGGCCGGUGGGGAGCUGUACGCCGCUACGGCCAUGGAUUUUCCCGGACGGGAUCCUGCCAUUUACCGGAGCCUGGGCGUCUUACCUCCCCUCCGCACGGCGCAGUACAACUCCAAAUGGCUCAACGAACCAAACUUCGUGUCCUCUUAUGACAUCGGAAAUUUCACCUACUUCUUUUUUCGAGAAAAUGCCGUGGAGCACGACUGUGGGAAAACCGUGUUCUCCAGAGCUGCCCGUGUCUGUAAGAACGACAUUGGGGGGCGGUUCCUGCUGGAGGACACCUGGACCACGUUCAUGAAGGCUCGUUUGAACUGCUCCCGGCCCGGGGAGGUCCCCUUUUACUACAAUGAACUGCAGAGCACGUUCUUCCUGCCUGAGCUGGAUUUGAUCUAUGGCAUCUUUACCACCAAUGUGAACAGCAUCGCCGCCUCGGCCGUGUGCGUCUUCAACCUGAGCGCCAUCUCCCAGGCCUUUAACGGACCCUUCAAGUACCAGGAGAACUCACGCUCUGCCUGGCUGCCGUAUCCCAACCCCAACCCCAACUUCCAGUGUGGCACGGUGGACCAGGGCCUAUACAUGAACCUGACGGAGAGGAACCUGCAGGAUGCUCAGAGGUUCAUUCUGAUGCAUGAGGUGGUGCAGCCCGUGACCUCGGUGCCCGCCUUCAUGGAGGACAACAGCCGCUUCUCCCACGUGGCCGUGGACGUGGUGCAGGGCAGGGACAUGCUGGUCCACAUCAUCUACCUGGCCACAGAUUACGGCACCAUUAAAAAAGUGCGGGCACCCCUGGCUCCGGCUGCCGGCAGCUGUUUGCUGGAAGAGAUCGAGCUCUUCCCCGAGCGGUGGAGGGAGCCCAUCAGGAGCCUGCAGAUCCUGCACAGCCAGAGUGUCCUGUUUGUGGGCCUGCAGGAGCACGUGGCCAAGGUCCCACUGAAGAGAUGCCCGUUCUACCGCACGCGCAGUGCCUGCAUUGGGGCCCAGGACCCUUACUGUGGCUGGGACAUGGUGAUGAAGAAAUGCACGAGCCUGGAGGAGAGCCUGAGCAUGAUGCAGUGGGAGCAGAGCACCUCCACCUGUCCUACGAGGAAUCUCACCGUGGACGGGCACUUCGGCGCAUGGUCUCCGUGGACGCCCUGCACGCACAUGGAUGGCAGCGCCGUGGGCUCCUGCCUGUGUCGCACCCGCUCCUGUGACAGCCCGGCCCCCCAGUGUGGCGGCUGGCAGUGCGAGGGCCCCCGCAUGGAGAUCGCCAACUGCUCCAGGAACGGAGGCUGGACCCCCUGGACCUCAUGGUCUCCCUGCAGCACCACCUGUGGGAUCGGCUUCCAGGUGCGCCAGCGGUCCUGCAGCAACCCCACUCCCCGGCACGGGGGCCGGGUGUGCGUGGGACAGAACCGUGAGGAAAGAUACUGCAACGAGCAUUUGCUGUGUCCCCCGCACAUGUUCUGGACAGGCUGGGGUCCUUGGGAACGGUGCACAGCCCAGUGUGGGGGUGGUAUUCAAGCUCGCCGCAGGACCUGCGAGAAUGGACCUGACUGCGUGGGCUGUAAUGUGGAGUACCAGCCUUGCAACACCAACCCGUGCCCCGAGCUGAAGAAGACCACGCCCUGGACGCCCUGGACGCCAGUCAACAUCUCAGACAACGGGGGCCACUAUGAGCAACGGUUCCGCUACACUUGCAAAGCCCGCCUGCCUGAUCCAAAUCUGCUCGAAGUGGGAAGGCAGAGAAUCGAGAUGCGGUACUGUUCCAGUGACGGAACCAGCGGCUGCUCCACAGACGGACUUUCUGGUGAUUUCCUGCGCGCUGGGAGGUACUCCGCCCACACCGUCAACGGGGCGUGGUCAGCCUGGACGUCGUGGUCACAGUGCAGCCGCGACUGUAGCCGGGGCAUUCGGCACCGGAAGCGUGUUUGCAACAACCCCGAGCCCAAGUAUGGGGGCAUGCCAUGCCUGGGCCCAUCCCUGGAAUAUCAGGAGUGCAACAUUUUGCCCUGCCCAGUGGAUGGCGUCUGGUCUUGCUGGUCUCCCUGGUCAAAAUGCUCGGCGACGUGUGGUGGUGGGCACUACAUGAGGACCCGCUCGUGCACAAACCCAGCCCCAGCCUACGGAGGAGACAUCUGCCUGGGGCUGCACACGGAGGAGGCGCUCUGCAACACGCAGCCCUGCCCGGAGAGCUGGUCCGAGUGGUCAGACUGGUCUGAGUGCGACGUGUCUGGAGUGCAGGUCCGUGCCCGCCAAUGCAUCCUUCUGUUCCCUGUGGGUAGCCAGUGUUCUGGAAACACCACCGAGAGCCAGCCGUGUGUUUUUGAUGCCAAUUUCAUCCCAGAAGUAUCUGUGGCGAGAUCCAGUAGUGUAGAAGAGAAACGGUGUGGGGAGUUCAAUGUGUUCCACAUGAUUGCCGUGGGGCUGAGCAGCUCCAUCCUGGGCUGCCUCCUUACUCUGCUUGUCUACACCUACUGUCAGCGGUACCAGCAGCAAUCCCACGAUGCCACGGUCAUCCACCCCGUUGCUCCCGCCCCGCUCAACACCAGCAUAACUAACCACAUCAACAAACUGGACAAGUAUGACUCAGUGGAAGCCAUCAAGGCGUUUAACAAAAACAACUUGAUCCUAGAGGAAAGAAACAAGUACUUCAACCCUCACCUCACUGGGAAGACCUAUUCCAACGCCUACUUUACAGAUCUCAAUAAUUACGAUGAGUACUAAAUAGCUGUUACAUUUUUGGCUUCUUGUAAUCCCCCGGUUUCUCAAGGCCUGUCCUCCAUGACUGCCCAUGUUUCCACGACUUCAGAGAUGAAGUUUGGAUACAUUUCAAGUGCAUUUCAAGCCAUGAGUGUCCCAUUGCUGCCAAAAACAGACAUCCUUAAAAGCAACAAA